Messenger RNA from Balaenoptera ricei (Rice's whale), 2027 nucleotides. It is a transcript of the gene XYLB, whose product is annotated as xylulokinase. Gene Ontology annotation, biological process: D-xylose metabolic process; xylulose metabolic process. The transcript is spliced from 19 exons. The coding region runs from base 62 to 1672 and encodes 536 amino acids. Gene Ontology annotation, molecular function: D-xylulokinase activity. Gene Ontology annotation, cellular component: cytosol. The record is from RefSeq and is a predicted model, not a curated record. NCBI's taxonomy places the organism in Eukaryota, Metazoa, Chordata, Mammalia, Artiodactyla, Balaenopteridae.
GCGGCAGUCCGGCCGCGGGAAGGACCGACAGAGCGACAAGCCUCCUGGAACCUCCGCGGCCAUGGCCGAGCACGCCGCUCGCCGCUGCUGCCUGGGCUGGGACUUCAGCACGCAGCAGGUAAAAGUUGUUGCUGUUGAUGCAGAGCUGAAUGUCUUCUACGAGGACAGUGUGCUUUUUGACAGAGACCUUCUAGAAUUUGGGACUCAGGGUGGAGUUCAUGUUCACGAGGAUGGGCUGACAGUGACUUCUCCAGUCCUGAUGUGGGUCCAGGCUUUGGAUAUCAUCUUGGAGAAGAUGAAGGCUUCGGGCUUUGACUUCUCUCAAGUCCUCGCCUUGUCUGGGGCGGGCCAGCAACAUGGAAGCGUGUACUGGAAGGCUGGGGCCAGCCAGGUGCUGACAAGCUUGUCACCGGACCUCCUGUUGCAUGAGCAGCUGCAGGCCUGUUUCUCCAUCCGUGACUGCCCGGUGUGGAUGGACUCCAGCACCACAGCCCAGUGCCGCCAGCUGGAGGCCACCGUGGGUGGGGCCCAGGCUCUCAGCUGCCUCACCGGGUCCCGCGCCUAUGAGCGAUUUACAGGAAACCAAAUUGCAAAGCUUUACCAGCAGAACCCCGAGGCCUACUCACACACAGAGAGAAUUUCCUUGGUCAGUAGUUUUGCUGCUUCUCUGUUCCUUGGGUCUCACUCUCCUAUUGACUACAGUGACGGUUCUGGAAUGAAUUUGUUGCGGAUCCAGGACAAAGUCUGGUCGCAGGCUUGCCUUGGUGCCUGUGCACCUCACUUAGAGGAGAAGCUCGGCCUGCCGGUGCCGUCAUGCUCGGUUGUGGGGGCCAUUUCUUCCUACUUCGUCCAGCGCUAUGGGUUUCCUCCAGGAUGCAAAGUGGUGGCCUUCACUGGGGACAACCCAGCGUCGCUGGCAGGCAUGAGGCUGGAGGAAGGUGACAUUGCGGUCAGCCUGGGCACCAGCGACACCCUAUUUCUCUGGCUGCAGGAGCCGACGCCCACCCUGGAAGGCCACAUCUUCUGCAACCCGGUUGACCCCCAGCACUACAUGGCCCUCCUUUGCUUUAAAAACGGCUCCCUCAUGAGAGAGAAGAUCCGUGAUGAGUUGGCUUCCAGUUCCUGGAGCGAGUUCUCUAAGGCGCUGCAGUCCACAGAGAUGGGGAACAGCGGAAACCUGGGUUUUUAUUUUGAUGUAAUGGAGAUCACCCCUGAAAUUAUUGGGCGUCAUAGGUUUAGUGCAGAAAACCAUGAGGUCUCAGCAUUCCCCUGGGACGUGGAGAUUCGAGCACUGAUCGAAGGACAGUUCAUGGCCAAGAAGAUUCAUGCCGAGGGCCUGGGCUAUCGAGUCAUGCCUAAGACAAAGAUUUUGGCCACUGGAGGAGCAUCUCACAACAGAGACAUCUUGCAGGUGCUGGCAGAUGUGUUUGGCACCCCAGUGUAUGUCAUAGACACAGCGAACUCAGCCUGUGUGGGCUCUGCUUACCGAGCUUUCCAUGGCCUUGCAGCUGGAACAGAUGUGCCCUUUUCAGAGGUUGUGAAGUUAGCCCCAAAUCCCAGAUUAGCUGCUGCCCCAACCCCGGGAGCGUCUCAGGUCUAUGAGGCCCUCCUCCAGCGGUAUGCCAUGCUUGAGCAGAGAAUCCUGACCCAGACCCGGGGGCCUCCGGAGUGAAUUCCACAGGCCGGCCCAGUCUCACUGAUUCCACUUGUAGACGUGGCCUUGGACAGCAGGGAUCCUCUUCCCUGUUCUAAGCAGCUCUGCCUGCCCACCUGGCUCCUUGUGGUGCUCCAACCUGCCCAGGACCACCUUAAAGCCCACCUUAGGACAUCCUUCUGAACACAGCUUGUGUCCCUGUGCCCUUGUGCCCAGGGCAGGAAAGCAUCUCUCUUCCUGUCUUUUAUCCCAGGAGGCAAGAUAACACUGAGCCUCGGAUAUGUCCAAUAAAAAUUGUGACUUUUUCCCUUUCGGGACCUAAAUCAGCAGAAUGGGAGAGACAAAGCAAAAUAAAUAGAUUCUUUCCUCUUUA